Molecule: messenger RNA, 876 nt
Organism: Vicia villosa (hairy vetch)
Lineage: Eukaryota; Viridiplantae; Streptophyta; Magnoliopsida; Fabales; Fabaceae
Exons: 2
Coding region: 1-876 (291 amino acids)
Source: RefSeq, a predicted model, not a curated record
AUGGCGAUGGUGGAUAAACAGGGGUGGUUUCUUAUGUCUAAACCGCAUGCUCUAGUGUCCAAAAUAUUCAAAGCAAGGUAUUUUCCUAAAACAUCUUACUUUGAUGCUUCUCUUGGAUAUAAUCCAAGCUUUGUUUGGAGGCGAUUUUGGAAAGCUAGAGAAGUCCUAACGUUAGGCUGCAAGUGGAGUAUUGGUGACGAUAGUAGUAUCAAAGUGAUGAAUGCGCCUUGGCUUCGAGAUGGAGAAAGGAAGUGCCUGACAAGACCUCAAAAGCAAGGUGUGUAUAAUAUUACCGUUAAUAAUCUCAUGCUAGAAAAUGUUAAACAAUGGAAUAUGAGAUUGUUACGUGAUAUGUUUGAUUAUACAACGAUUGAAGAAAUUAUUCAGGUCUCCUUAGUGGAAGAUGUAACGGAAGAUAGAUUGGUUUGGAAAGAGGAGGAGAAUGGUUGCUAUGGUGUGAGAUCGGGGUACCGUAUGUGGAGGAAUAUGUGGAGAAAAAGUCUUAAUACGGAUGUGCCGAUAAUUUGGAGUAACAUUUGGGGCAUUAAGGCUCCUUCUAGAGUUAAGCAUCUUUUAUGGGGAAUUUUUCACGGUUGUCUUCCAACUAGAGCUCGGCUUCGCCAACAACAUGUUCAGUUCCCGGAUGUAAAGUCGAUUUUUAUUGACAUUUGCGACAAAGAGGAUAGGAACAUUUCUGGUAGAGUUGUUGUGAUGAUGGAUGUUUUGUGGAAGAAUAGAAAUGAUUUUAUUUGGAACGAUGAGAAGGAGGUUGUGUCGAAGCUUGGUGGUUGGUGGGUUUCCACAAGUGGCAUGAAUGGUUUGAAGCGCAAAAGAAGGCAGGUGUUGAAUUCGGGAAGCAACACAAAAAUUUAUUAG